Pyricularia oryzae 70-15 is the source of this 1132-nucleotide messenger RNA. RefSeq lists its product as uncharacterized. The record is from RefSeq and is a predicted model, not a curated record. NCBI's taxonomy places the organism in Eukaryota, Fungi, Ascomycota, Sordariomycetes, Magnaporthales, Pyriculariaceae. Bases 134 to 1132 code for a protein of 332 amino acids. The transcript is spliced from 3 exons.
CUGGGGUUGGCGUCAGCAUGCUCAGCCUUGUUGACGCGUCUCUUCAAAUCAAAUCCAGGCGGAUUUGGUGGAGAUAAUUAAGCCCAAGAAAAAUCAAGCGGGAGAGACAAUUGUCCCAGAAGAUGAUGAGAACAUGCAACUCUCGGCAGAGGUGUGCAAAUCACUGGAUCUAUUGCCACCCGACCCCAACGAGCCCAAAAUUACGCUCCGAUUCGACGGUACACCGGCUGCCGUGACUUCUUCCGGUGUCGAGCAAGGGUACAUGAUCCCAUUGACCUCCAAGGAAGCGGGGCUUCCCUACUUGCAGUACAUUAAAGCCGGCAUUAGCGGUACGGGCCCAUUAUGGACACUUAUAGGUAGCGGUUCCACGAUCGAUACGCUGCCCCCUUCUGUGGUGCCGCUACUGGGUCUGGACCUGAAAACUGCAAAGCGGCCCUGGAGAAUCAGAAUGGCCGACGACGCCAUAGCAAUGACGAACAAGUUUGCAUUGGUCAACGUCGAUACGGGACCACUGUCGUUUCCCCUUCGCAUGUGGGUGUUGGGCGGGCCAUCUUCACAUUGUAUUCUGCUGGGCCAAAACUGGAUCAGAAGAACCCAUACUGAGCAAUCAUGGAAAGAUUUGACACUGAUCCUGAGCGACCGAGACGGCAGGGAAUGCCAAUUGGCAUUGACCGACUCUCCUUUCGACGCAGCACCCGCAAUAUUUAGACGAGGUGGAGGACCAAGUCCGACGAGGACAAAAAUAAUUCUCAAAGGAAAGGAAACAACAGUCAUUCCCAAAGGCACCAGAAUUAAGAUAGCCGCCCUCCCUUCAUUCGACAGGACCAGUUGCGAUGCUGAGAGACCCGAGCAGGGAGUGACGGUUGAUUUUGCCAGCAAUAUCUACGAGGACACCACAGAAAUGACACCUAAGCACGGGGAUUCGGUUGAGGGCGGAAAACGGGAGUUUACCCGGGAUGCUUCAUCUCUACCGCCAGGAACAGAGACAUUACCCCGGGAAGACUGGCAGCCCACGGUACCUUUAUUACCUUUAUGGCCAGACCCUCUGGCCGACGCGUACGACGAGAUAGCAAAAGAUUAUAUUGCUGAGGAGAAAAGAGCCCCAUCGCCAGAGGAGAUCCCCGGAAAGUGA